AGGACAUAGCCUGCUUUGAUACGAUCGCAAGCAAUGAUCGAUGGGGACAUGGACGAUGGUUGUCAGUCGAGUUUGACUCGAAUUUGAACUGCAAGAGAUUGAGGAUAGGAGACGAGAUGUCGGACCUGUUCGGCUGUCACCACACUGAGAUCCUGUCUCGAUUCUUCUGCCACGACCUCGUCAACUCGAUGAGCGAGUAUGAGCUGUUGGUUGCGUGGGUCUCAUCCAUCUUGUGCUCGUUCAACGCCCAGUCGAUCUUUUACAUCAAGGUGGAGCGACGCGGCGGUCCAGAGCAAGAAAAACGCAUGCUUUACUUGAAAUGCUUCCUUGAAAAGAGCUGGAAUCAUGCUGGCAUACACUCCGGCUAUACUAUUGUCUUUGAAUCAGCUUCGCCCGAAUCCUACCACUUGUACAAGAACAGAUUCCUCCCUCCCUCAAUGCAGCAGCACGACCCUGAGAAAGCAGCAAAAAGAGUAGCCAUUGCCAGGGAGUCUAUCGUAUUCAUGAGGAAAUCAAUCACUGUAGGAGAGGACAGGCUUUCCCACUUGGCGAGUGUGAUCAAGCAUUGUAUGGCGGACGUAAGGACGCAUCAUCCGCUCUUUGUGAACGAAGGGGCAGGUCACUGUGCAAGCAUUGAGCUGAUGGUGUAGCAACAUUGAUGCGUGCAAAUCAAACAGUCGGUCAGUUGAGGACUUGAUUUUUGUGCUCUAGUGCUUCCUCAAGAAUGUGUAUUUAUUCUUGAUCAGUUUACUCGACAGAAAGCUAUCCUGUGUGCUAAGAGAAAAGCAUCUUCCUCAUUCAACCUGCAAGAAGGAACACAAGGGGCAGUUUUUCGCGCUUCUAAUACCUUCGCUCAGCGUGUUUUGGACUCUGGCUCAACAACAUCCAUGCGAGUUUUCAGAAUCUGAAUUCUCCCAGGACAUUGCAUGUAAACAGUGAGGAGGAUUUGAGUCACAGUAGCAUCUGCUUCUCGUACAAACUCUCUUAUUUUCUGUUUCAUGUUCUUCUGUAAUUCUUCUCACUGAGUCUCUCUGAUGGGGAAUGACAAUGGAAGUAGGCUUUCAUUUUUUCUGGCUUCCCUUCAGAGUUGAGGUAUUCAUAGUAUUGCCCUAUCAACUCGUACUGUAUAAAGUUCUCGAUGUCUGG
Molecule: messenger RNA, 1146 nt
Organism: Guillardia theta CCMP2712
Lineage: Eukaryota; Cryptophyceae; Pyrenomonadales; Geminigeraceae
Exons: 1
Coding region: 117-650 (177 amino acids)
Source: RefSeq, a predicted model, not a curated record